ACAUGAACGAUGUUGUAGUUUUGGUGUUUCAUCAUGUUGCCUCUGACAUGAUGAAGCACUUUAGCUUUUCUGGCCGGUCUGCGGUUAGUAUUUAAACACACCUCCACAAGAAAGUUUGUAAAAGCACAACAAACAAUCUAUCGCUAUACUAUCUUGCGUAUUAAAUAUAUAUAUUAUUUCGCUAUACAAACUGCCGAAAGAAACUGCAGCGGAAAAAUGAUUGAAUUCGUUAUUGGUGCUGUGGUGCUCCUUUUGGCCGUAGCGUAUUUUCGCUCCAGCCGGCACAAAAACUUACCACCGGGACCGCCAGGUUUGCCUUUCGCCGGUCAUAUUCUGGAAUUCACCAAAGACCCGCCAUUUAAGAAGUUUAUGGAAUGGAGCAAAAAAUACGGGGAUACCAUUAUGGUGUACAUGGGCAAUCAGUAUCCAAUGGUGGUGAUGCACGACUACGACACAAUGAAGAAGGCCUUCAACGAGGAAGUUAAUGCCGGGCGAGAUCAGCGCUUCCUGUUCAACGACUUCUUCCAAGGGCAUGGUUUAAUUAUUAGCCAAGGGGAUUUGUGGAAGGAACAUCGGCGUUUUGCCAUCUCCACUUUACGCGAUUUUGGCAUGGGCAAAACCUGGCUGGAAGAUAACAUUAUCGCCGAAGUAGAAGAUAUGUGCGCGGUGCUGCGAAAGCAGAAUAAACAACCGUUUGACCCCAAAACAUUGCUGUCUCACUCCGUGUCCAAUGUUAUAUGCGCUCUCGUUUUUGGCAAACGAUUUGCGCAUACGGAUGCCAAGUUCACCAAACUGGCUUCGCUGUUUGCUGAGAAUGUCCGAAUAACGGGACCCACGACGCAGGUAAUACAGACGUUCCCAUUCCUGCAGUACAUUCCCGGUCGAUUCCGCAACUCCAUCAAACACGCUUGGAAAAACAUAUACGAGUUGUAUGGAUUCGCUAAACACUUGAUUGAUGAACACCAGAACAAGUUCUCCUCGGAAGAAGUCGAUGACUACAUCGAUGCAUUCAUUAAGGAAGGGAAAAAGCAGCAAGAAAAAGGAGUUGUGAAUAGCACAUUCACCGAUAAGCAGCUAGUGACCUCGGUGCUGAAUCUUUUCGCUGCCGGAACGGAAACAACAUCCACAACCACCCUAUGGAGCUUAGUUUUCCUAAUCGAAAACCCGGAAGUGAUGCGCAAAAUGCAGAAGGAAAUCGAUGACAACAUUCCGCGCGAUCGGCCUGUACGAAUGGAUGAUAAAGGGCUUCUUCCGUACACCGAGGCGGCAAUUCUGGAAGUGCAGCGCUGCGCCAGCUUGGUUCCCAUUGGUGUUCUGCAUCAGACGUUGGCCGACACGGUAAUCGAUGGAUAUACUGUGCCAAAGGGAACUCUGUUGGCGCCCAACUUGUACAGCAUUCACCAUGAUCCGCGUUACUGGAAAAAUCCUGACAAGUUUGACCCCACCCACUUCCUGGAUGCCAGCGGAAAGGUCACCCAUCCCACCGGAUUCGCGCCGUUUCAAGUUGGCAAAAGGUCAUGCUUAGGAGAAGCCUUGGCUAAGAUGGAGCUGUACCUCUUCAUAUCCAACAUCGUGAAAAACUUCAAUUUGGAAAAUGCACCUGGGAAGAAGGUGUCUCAUGAGGAUUAUGUUGCCAGUAUUGUUCUUGCUCCGGCCCCGUACAAAAUUGUAUUUGUGCCACGAUAGAUGAGAAGCACCAGAUGGAGGCGCACUUAAGUAUUCGAUAAGGUUUUUCGUAACGAGGUACUGUUUCGAAAUUGGUGCUCUGUGUUAAUAACAAAUCAGUUUUCUUUUCUGAUCGUUUGUUUUGUACUGAUAUUAUGAACACGGUACUACCGUGUUCAAAUUUUGCAGUUUUAUCGUCGGCGCCAUGGUUUUUUUCUUUAGUUUUUACUUUUUAACUAUAAUAUUGCAAUGUGCUACAAAGCGAGUUUUUUGCUUGCGGCAAAUUUGCCUGUAUAAAAAGGUAGCACUUACCCUUUGCAACAACACAUUAUUUAUCUGUAGAUUACGCACUCUUGUGAUGCUAAAAACUCUUACUGUUGGUAUUAAAUUACAUUUUCACUGUUAAAUACCGCGAUGG
Messenger RNA from Paramacrobiotus metropolitanus, 2083 nucleotides. Its product is annotated as cytochrome P450 2C15-like. Gene Ontology annotation, molecular function: iron ion binding; oxidoreductase activity, acting on paired donors, with incorporation or reduction of molecular oxygen, reduced flavin or flavoprotein as one donor, and incorporation of one atom of oxygen; heme binding. The record is from RefSeq and is a predicted model, not a curated record. The transcript is spliced from 7 exons. Bases 217 to 1686 code for a protein of 489 amino acids. Gene Ontology annotation, biological process: xenobiotic metabolic process. Gene Ontology annotation, cellular component: intracellular membrane-bounded organelle; cytoplasm. Lineage: Eukaryota; Metazoa; Tardigrada; Eutardigrada; Parachela; Macrobiotidae.